Thamnophis elegans (Western terrestrial garter snake) is the source of this 3914-nucleotide messenger RNA. It is a transcript of the gene RMND5B, whose product is annotated as required for meiotic nuclear division 5 homolog B. The record is from RefSeq and is a predicted model, not a curated record. NCBI's taxonomy places the organism in Eukaryota, Metazoa, Chordata, Lepidosauria, Squamata, Natricidae. Bases 1760 to 2935 code for a protein of 391 amino acids. Gene Ontology annotation, biological process: proteasome-mediated ubiquitin-dependent protein catabolic process. The transcript is spliced from 10 exons. Gene Ontology annotation, molecular function: protein binding; ubiquitin protein ligase activity. Gene Ontology annotation, cellular component: nucleus; GID complex; cytoplasm.
UAUUUAUUAAGAUAUGUAAUUAAAAUAGAAAUAUUUAAGGUUCACACAAUCUGGUAAUUUUCUAAGACAAAGAAUUAACAGUUGUAUUCCAGAAAAGAUACAUUACAAAAUGGCAAUCUUAAAAAAAAUUCCAUUCUUCAUGUUGGUACAAAAUAAUCCCAUCAUAAAAUUGCCUCUUAGAAGGGCCAAUCUCAAUUGCUCUUCUGUUGCAAUUGCCUGUUAAACUGCAUAGUCCAGAUUCACAACGAUACCAAUUGUUAUAUGCAUGCCAAUUUGCCUUUUUCUAUAACCUUGUUAUUAUCCAUUUUCACAUCUUUCUCUAGCAGGAAAACAUUCCCCGACCGGAAAUAAUUUCACAAUUUAGGAGGACAACUCCUUACAUUGGUUUAUCUUCCACAUCCAUCUUGGGCAAAUUCCAAGAAGGCUCCCAAUUGUCUCCAAAAAUGUUUGAAUUAAUUGAGCAGUUCCCGCAUAUUUUAAUUGAGAUAAAAGUAAACACUUUUAGGGAGACAUCAGACUGAAAAUCAUUGCAAAUAGAGAGAGAGAGAGAUGUAAUUACAUGGUUAACCAAAACUACAGAAUUGUAUAACUGUAUCCUGGGUACACAAUUAUUUCCAGGAAAGUAAGAAAUUAACAGAGAAACUGGCAAAUAAUAAAUGCCCAGUUUAACAACCCUCAUGAUUUUACAAAUGCUGCAUUGAGGAAAAACGUGAAACUGAUGUUUCGUAAAAAUAUUUUGGAAUUAUGCAAAUGUAGAAUUGCAUAAACAUGGCACACUUCUCUCAAUAAAAUAAUGAACCUACAGCAUCUCUUCUUUUGCGUUUCUGGUUAGAAUACUGAAGAAAUAUUAAUUCCAAAAUAGGGUGGGGGAAUAUUACAGGGAUAAAAGGAACACAGGAAUAUAUUUAGUGGUAAGGUAACUGCUGGGAGCAAUAGCUGCAAUGAAGACUAAUGACCACAAGGGAGGAGUGUCUAUACCUCCAAGCACAUACUCCAAAACAUACUUUGAGUAACAGGUCAUCAGAUCUUUCCUAGGCUGGAUGGCAAAGCCACACCCAAAGCACAUGGUCAUUUGCAUACAACAGGUAAUAUGAAUUUAGCUCCAACCUAAUGGAUGGCACAGUGUUAAUUUUAUAGAAUAUGACAUUUUUAUGGGAUAUGAUGAGAUUGAGAGAGAGAGAAAUUAUUCCAGGACAGGAAAUGAUGACACAAGAAUAUUUAAAUAAAGGGCUGGGGAUAAGAUAAGACCAGCAUUGGAUACAAAGGGAGAAGACAAGUUAUUCAGGAUGUUGUGAUGCUCCCAAACUGCAUGUGGGAACAGGUGAGGGGCCGAAAGCUGAAAGACUUGAUCUAUUUUAAUUGAUACUACCAAGUCUAAGACAGGUUGGGGUCACAGUUCAUCAAACGUUUGCCUGAUCUGUUAUUGAUAUUUCAUCUUAUCUGCAUUUGACACUCUCCGUACAAGCAACUCCAAAUUGUCUACCAAAUGGUUCACUCCAAACCUACACGUCACUUACAAUUUACCUAAGCCAAAAAUGGUUUGUUCCAAUCAGCUGUUGCACCCUAUGUAGUUUAUUCCAGGCACACCCUUCCCAAUAAAAAUGGUUUGCUCCAUCAUGAAACUUUAGCAAUUAGGUACGCGUAGGACGGCAGCAUAAGACAAGAAGGAAGCUAAUUAUUAAUUAUUCUAUUUUCUCAGAUUGAAGAAAACCGGCGUCUCUUUCCACGGGUCUCAGAGCGUGUCAGGCAGGCCGGGCUAAUGGAGCGGUGCGCCUGCGUAGAGAGGGAGGUGGACAAAGUGCUGCAGAAGUUCCUGUGCUACGGCCAGCAUUGUGAGCGAGGCCUGGAAGAGCUACUGCGCUACGUCAGCCAGCUAAGGGAGGAGCUGGGCGCUGCAGCCUUGCAGCGAGGACCUCUUUCUGCUACACUCUCCCUUGUUAUGUCCCAAUGCUGUAAGAAAAUUAAGGAUACUGUUCAAAACUUAGCUUCAGAUCACAAAGAUAUUCACAGCAGUAUCUCCCGCGUGGGCAAAGCAAUAGAUAGAAAUUUUGAUGCUGACUUGUGUGGCAUUGUUCCGGCUCUGGUCUGGGAAACCCAAGAGAAACAGAUCCUGGUACUGGCAAUUAUAGAACAUCUCUAUCAACAAGGAAUGUUGGGAGUGGCUGAAGAAUUGUGUCAGGAAUCAACUGUGAAAGUGGAUGUAGAUUUCAAAAAACCAUUCCUGGAACUGAACAGCAUUCUGGAAGCUCUGCACAAACAAGACCUGGGACCUGCUCUGAGCUGGGCAGUCUUCCACAGGCAGCAGCUGGCCGAUCUGAACAGUACUCUGGAAUUUCAGUUGCAUCGGCUCCAUUUCAUCAGACUUCUUUCUGGCGGCCCCGGCAAGGAGUUGGAGGCCUUGAGCUAUGCACGUCACUUUCAACCCUUCGCCCACCUACACAAGCAAGAGAUCCAAGUGAUGAUGGGAAGUCUGGUAUACCUACGCUUAGGCCUUCAGAAUUCUCCAUAUAGGCAUCUACUGGAUGAAAGUCAUUGGACAGAGAUUUGUGAGACUUUCACUCGUGAUGCAUGUUCCUUGCUGGGUCUCUCAGUGGAGUCACCUCUUAGUGUCAGUUUUGCUGCAGGAUGUGUAGCAUUGCCAGUUCUGAUGAACAUCAAGGCUGUGAUUGAGCAGAGACAAUGCACAGGUGUCUGGAGCCACAAGGAUGAGCUGCCGAUUGAAGUUGAACUGGGAAUGAAAUGCUGGUAUCAUUCAGUCUUUGCAUGUCCCAUCCUGCGCCAACAGACCACAGAUUCCAAUCCACCUAUCAAGUUGAUUUGUGGACAUGUUAUUUCUAGAGAUGCUCUCAACAAGCUUAUCAAUGGAGGGAAACUGAAGUGUCCAUAUUGCCCUAUGGAACAAAACCCAGCCGAUGGAAAACGCCUCAUCUUUUGAUAAUGGCAAGACUUGUUAUGAAAUAGGCUCUUCAAAUACAGCAGUUGUGUGCAAGCAGAACUCUACAAUGUCCUGCUUAAUAUAAUAGCUGCUAUACAAUGGAAGCUGACUAGUUUAGUGGACCAGAUAAAAACUUCCCAGGUUGAGGCAAUGCAAUAUCCUGUAUGUAUACUCCAUGUCUAAGCGUUUUAGGCUUCAUCCUGGUAGCUUCAACAGGCACUGCUCCUGUUGUAGAGUUUAUCCUAUCCCUGGUCACAAUUCUGUUCCUUGUUGGAUACCACAAGCACUGUAUGUGGAGCUGCUACCCCCUACUCUCCACUUUUAAUGCUUACAGAUUACCAAAUUCUUGAAAACAGAAAUGUGUUUCUGAGGUAAGAAAAGCAUGUGGAGAAUCCAACUUUCUCCUGUUUCAAAGAAAAAAAUUCAAGUAAAUUAGAAUGCAAAUGAGGACAAUUGUAGGAAACUGGUGUUUCCUAACAUUUUAAGUCAGCCUCUGUAUACAAUAUUGUUCUUCAGAGACUAAGAUAUGAGUAUACAGUGGAAUAUUUUAGAAUAUGAAUACAAAUACACAACUUACUUAAGUAGAGAAAUAAGAGCUCAAAAGUCAGGAUCAGUUUUCUUCCUUAUAUAAACAAUUUAUAGCAUCAGAGCAUGUACUAUUUAAAUAUGGUAAAUCUAAAACCUGUAUAGGUAAUGAACGAGAGUUUGGUGUUAACAGCUUGUAAUAAAAUGUUGCAUUUUGUGUAUGUAAAAGGGUUUUCAAAUCUGCCUUAGAGAUUUUAAUUUAGAGACAUCCUUAGGCAUAGAUUAUUCCUACUAUCCAGGAUUGGUGAUUUUAUGGAGUAAUCUUAAAGAUUUCCUCAAAGGUACAGCUCUUUAGAAAUAAUUUUCUAAAGUGUUACAUUGUUAUUUUAACUUGGAGGCUUCAAGUAAGAACUAUGCUUACAACUUACACUUUACAAAAUGACAUUGCCUUUUU